Molecule: messenger RNA, 5732 nt
Organism: Linum trigynum
Lineage: Eukaryota; Viridiplantae; Streptophyta; Magnoliopsida; Malpighiales; Linaceae
Source: the annotation of a GenBank genome assembly
UUUUAUUUGUACUUCCUCUUCUUUGUUUUCUAGUUGUUUGAGUCCAACUGAGGGUAGGAGUGGACUCGGAAAAGAGGGUGAGAAGAGUAAACAACAAGGGGUCUAGAAACGGGAAUAUUCUUAGAAAGAGAAAGAGUUAUUCGCAAGUCUAGUGAGAGAGUGAAAAAUGCGAUCCCCUCACCCACCGGAGUAAAUGCCAUAUUUAUAGGCUACAUGGUGGUGGGUGAGUUACAUGGUGACAAGACUGCUGUCAAGUCAGAACUUUCGACCAUACUCCUACCUAGGACUAGGAGGCUUGUCCAUGAUUGUACCUAGGACUCUGAUGUGACCACUCUUCGAGGGAUACCGUGUCGUUUUCGAGGUAGGCUUGGCCUAGUCAACUCUUGGUUGAAACGCUGUCGUUCGGUCGUUUGGAGUUCAUGUCCGCGAGUGAGGCUUCCCCGCGCUCAAACUUCUCCCGUAAGCGCGGCUGUGAAUGUGGCUUUGGUUACAUUCUUGCUAUCGCGUCUAACCAAUCUAAGUCGGCGUUGCGCUGGCUCCUUGGCGCGUCUGGACCCGAGCCAUACACCCAACACUAGUGUUUUAUUUAUUUAUUUACCCAAUGCAUUGCUAGCGAAUUAUUAAUAUGAAUUUUAUAAAAUUUAUGGAUAGAUUCUUUUGUGAUUAGGGUAUUCAGGAAUUAACUAGUAGUCUCCUGUUGGGAUCAACAGUCAUCCUUACAUAUAUUAACUUGUAUUCAUGAAUUAACUUGUAUUAGAGUAUUCAUGAAUUGACUUGUACUCUCCCAUGAUUGAACAACAUGAAGCUAAUAUUCGUUGAAUUGUCUGAAAACAUAAGAAUACGAGAACAUUUAUGGGUCGCCUGAAUGAGGUCUUUUAAUUAAAAACAUGAGUCCCUUUGUGUCAAAUUACUCAAUUUACAAAAACAAAAAACAUCCAGACUGUCAUGUUUCUUCAUUCAAAAUGAAUCAUUAUGAGACAACUGCGACAAAUUAUUUUAUCCAAAUGCCUACGACCCCUGGAUUAGGACGGUGUUGAAGGAUAAUUGGCGUCAUAGUACACUAACAUGCAAAAUGACAUACAAAUGUAAAGGUUCAUUAAAAAAGGACGAAUAUGUUAAUAACAAUAAAAAUCAUGGACUAAAAUAACAAGAAAGGGUGACUUGCAGGCAGGGGCGGACUGUCACAUAUGGCAGAUGACAUGGUGCCAACAAGGUGACAACAUGGCGGCUGCACAUGUGGCGUGUAUGGAAGACUAGUAGCAUAGAGAUGCUCCUAGGAUUCUCCACCUAAAUGAGGGCUUAAUGAUGCACUUAUGAGUCACAUAAUGGGUGACAUUUAUAGAGUGCAUAAUGGGGGGACUUAAUGGGUGUAUUGAUGUAGUAGAGGGACAUUAUGAGGGGCAUUGAUGCCUUGUAUGAGGAGAGGCCUAUAUAAGGAGCCAUCUCCCUCACUUGUAACUCAUCCAUCAUUUUUGUGAGCAAUACAACUAUAGAGUUUCUCCCAUCUUCUUGUGUCUUGUUCUUGUGAGUUGAGUGAGUUUGAGAGCUUGUGAGAAGGCUGCCUAGUAUCUCUAACGGAAUUGAGAGCUAGGGCCGCACGACCAAGAGUAAGGCCGUGACAGUUGGUAUCAGAGCCUGGUUCUGAAAGAAGAACCGGUGUCCUCACUCCCCAAGAAGGAAGAUAAGAAAGAGCGAGAGCCUCACUAAAGAUGGCUGGAUCAGAAGUCCACGACGAUGCGGAGAAGCACCGUGGAAGGGAUACCGUGAAGAAUCCCAAACCAAAGGGUGACAAGUCAAGCACUCGUGAUCCUAUGACGUCUCUAGAGAGGCGUGUCUCUAGAAUGGAGGUGAAGUUGGCGGAAGACAUCAGUGCCAUCGAGGAUUUGGGAGCAAACUUCACCCAAGUCGAAAGCGAUUUUCAAGGUAUGAAUGCUCGUUUGUCGAGCUUGGAGAUUGGUAAUGAUGGCUUACGAGAAGAGCUUGUGGCCCUCAUCAACAACACCAUCACCACAUCCUUGAACAACGCCAUUGGAGUUGUCAAAGAGCAUGUCCAGGCUGAGCUGGUCGGCGUGAAGGAGGAGAUUGCAGACCUCAAGAGUGAGGUCACUCUCGUGAAGAGAGCCAUGGCUAACGGACCUGCCAUCGCACAACCUACCUCAACCAUGGAGAUUCCAAGACCAAAGAGCUUUCAAGGGUCGAGGAAUGCAAGGGAGUUAGAGAACUUCCUAUGGAGCUUGGAGCAAUACUUUGAAGCUUCGGGUAUUCGAGAUGAGAGUACCAAGGUAAAAACUGCACCUCUUUACUUGAGUGAUGUUGCUAUGCUGUGGUGGAGAAGGACCCAAGGCGAUAUCAGUAAAGGGACGUGCGUGAUGGAGUCAUGGGAUGACUUCAAGAGGGAGAUCAAGAAACAAUUCUACCCAGAGAAUGUUGAGUUUGAAGCCCGGUCGAGACUAAGGAGGCUUGCUCACGAAGGAGAGAUUCGAGGGUAUGUGAAAGAGUUUUCUGAAUUGUUGCUCGAGAUCCCCGACUACACCGACAAGGAGGCCAUGUUCACCUUCCUUGACGGCCUCCAACCAUGGGCGAAGUUGGAGCUACAACGGCGAGGCGUGCAAAGUCUUGCCGAGGCAAUGGCGAUUGCCGAGUCCCUAGUCGAGUACCACGAGCCGGAGGAACGUGCGGAGUUCGGAGGCAAUGGAGGUGGACGCGACUAUGAUAGAGACACACGAAGGCGUGGUAGACCGGACCAAGGAGGUAGUCAUAAGGUUGAGAAACCACUUACUUGCUUUCUUUGUGAUGGUCCACAUCGUGUGAGAGAUUGCCCAAGAAAGCACAAGUUGUCGGCAAUGAAGGCCGUACUAGCAGAGUGCUCGAGCUCGGAAGAGGAAGCAGAGGAGACUCCAAGAGUGGAGCCCCAUGUCGCGAAGAUGGGUUGCAUGAAGAGAUUGAGCGCCAUCAAGCGGGCGGAAGAGCCUCUCCAACCCGAGCAGCACGACCAAUGCUUCGUAGAGGCGAAGCUCAACCAAAGGAAAACAGAAGCCUUGGUUGAUACUAGGGCAAGUUGCAACCUUCUUGACGUAGGUGAAGCGCAGAGGCUAGGCAUCACGUACGAGAAGAAGCAAAGAGGGUGGAUGAAAGCUACCAACUCAAGGGCCACAAGAACUCAUGGAGUAGCGCGCCAGGUGCCACUCAAGCUUGGAGGAUGGACCGGGGUGGCAGACUUUGAGGUUGUGUCGUUGGAUGAUUAUCAGGUCAUCAUCGGCAUGGAAUUCAUGGUGCGGCAGAAAGCUUUCCCGAUUCCCUACGCCAAUAGAUUCUGCAUCAAUGGCGGAGCAAGAUCGGUUCCCAUGACAAGAGAGCAACUCGAGUCAAACAAGAGGUGUUUGGCAAGGCAAGAGCAGCGAGAAGUGGCAACGAUGGUGGAGGCAGCGGCUCACUCGAAGACUCGUUGGAGAAGGACGAGAAGGAGGAGUGCACAACAUCGUGGAGCCAUGAGAGACGAGGAUGUAUCAUCUUCGACUUGCCAAGAGAAGCAAGGAAAGGCCACCAUGAUCGAAAAGGCGGGACACUCAAAGACGCGACGGAGAAGACCGCGGAGGAGUGUGCAACAUCAUGGGAGCACAAGGCUCGAGAGCGAGCCAGGGCCAUCCUUGGUUUGGAGGAAGGUGCAACGAGACCUUGCAAGCAAUGAAGCUAAGGCAAGGGACGCGUAUGCCAAAGAGCCACGACGAGGGCGUCGUGGAUUGAGUGGAGGAGAAUGUCACCAACGAGGCUCAAGAGUCGAAAGAGGCUGCUCGAGGUCGAAGGAGGCAUUUCGUAGCAAGGACGCGACGAGGACGUCGCGAGCAUAGGUGGGGGAGGAUGUCACAUGUGGCAGAUGACAUGGCGCCAACAAGGUGACAACAUGGCGGCUGCACAUGUGGCGUGUAUGGAAGACUAGUAGCAUAGAGAUGCUCCUAGGAUUCUCCACCUAAAUGAGGGCUUAAUGGUGCACUUAUGAGUCACAUAAUGGGUGACAUUUAUAGAGUGCAUAAUGGGGGGACUUAAUGGGUGUAUUGAUGUAGUAGAGGGACAUUAUGAGGGGCAUUGAUGCCUUGUAUGAGGAGAGGCCUAUAUAAGGAGCCAUCUCCCUCACUUGUAACUCAUCCAUCAUUUUUGUGAGCAAUACAACUAUAGAGUUUCUCCCAUCUUCUUGUGUCUUGUUCUUGUGAGUUGAGUGAGUUUGAGAGCUUGUGAGAAGGCUGCCUAGUAUCUCUAACGGAAUUGAGAGCUAGGGCCGCACGACCAAGAGUAAGGCCGUGACAGGACCCACGGGUGUUUAGGGGUGUCCCUGGACACCCCUAAAUUUUGGGAAAACGAUUAUCCAACCACCGGUAGUAAUUUACGUAUUGACAAAAAAAUUAUAAUUGAUAGUCGGGGACACCCCUAAAUUUAAAAAAGUGAGUAUCCUACUCUCAUCUUUUAGUUUGAGUAUGAGAAUAUAAGUCGUAGUUUGGGUAAUUCAAACCUAGGACACUUUUAUUAUUAAUAAACAUAAUUUUCAUUAGGCUACAACUCAAAUGUUAUUCGAUUUUAAACACUGUGUAAUAGUAUAAUGUCAUUCUCUAUCUCUAAUUAUUUUCAAAAUCUAACAAUUAAACAAAUUUCAAGCUACCCUUAAUUUGUAUUGAUUUAUGGUUGUACAACAAGUAUUGAAAGAGUCUUUUCAGUUUUGGAUUACAUCAAGAGCAACUUUAGAAAUUGAAUAUGUGAUCAGUUCGUGAAUGAUUGUCUAAUAAGAUAUACAGAGACAAAUUCUUUUGAAUAGUGUAGACCCCAAGUGUGUUCUACAAUCAUUUUUUAAUAUGAAAACACAUUGUGAAUUUUUUCAAACUGUAUAAGUAAAGUAUUUCUUAUUUAAAUAUUAUUUAUUUUGUAUUAAUUAUUUUAGAACUAUUUAUAUUUAAUUUAUUUUUUAAAAGAGGACACCCCUAUGUAAAAUUUCUGGGUCCGCUAUUGCUUGCAGGAGAGAGUCACAGAUUUCGUGAAUUCAGGGUCGUUUGGUUUUAGUGAUAAUUUGGUUGGGAUAGUUACAAUGCAUGUAAUGUCCACAAUGCAUUGUUUUUUUGAAUUUUCUGCGCAAACAAUACAUAAAUUGUUUGCUUGAUUUGACACAAACUAUCACUCAAAAUGAGUGAUAGUUAAAUCUCAAGUUUUCGUUGAGAUUGUUGAGAUUGUUUGAUGGAGAUUGUUGUGUUUUCUUCUUCUUCCAAAUAUGUCCCUACCUUUUUAUGUGUGUUGCUUUUUUAUAUUAAAAACAAAGGGUAAAAGUGACAUUUCACCCAAAAAGUGGUAUAAUUGAUUUAAAUACUACAAUAACUAUUACAGAAACCAAACGAUGUAAACUACAAUACACCAAUUUUUUUAUAUACAUAUAUAUUAUUAUGUAUGCAUUGAUGACAAUACAUCGAUUUAACUAUCACCAAAACCAAACCAACCCUCAAACUCAUCCUACCCGAAACUCCCCGGUAUGGAAUGCAUUUGGCAAUUUGCCUUUCUCCUCGUCGCCACCGCCACUGCUACUAGCCCUUAGGCCUUUAUCUCUCUCUCUCUAUCCCCUCCCAAGUAACGUAAAUAUCACAACAGAUCUUUUGGGUUUUCGAUCGACAUCUCCAAUAUUCGCACCAAUUUUGGCAGCCUAGCUAAGCUUAGCAUUAGCAUAGCAAGCAACACAUAAAUGAAUACAGUUAUUUAGC